Tachysurus vachellii is the source of this 6330-nucleotide messenger RNA. It is a transcript of the gene usp19, whose product is annotated as ubiquitin specific peptidase 19. The transcript has 26 exons. Gene Ontology annotation, biological process: protein deubiquitination. Gene Ontology annotation, molecular function: cysteine-type deubiquitinase activity. NCBI's taxonomy places the organism in Eukaryota, Metazoa, Chordata, Actinopteri, Siluriformes, Bagridae. The coding region runs from base 346 to 4710 and encodes 1454 amino acids. The record is from RefSeq and is a predicted model, not a curated record.
UUUGUUUUCUGCCCUAACCUGCGAGCUGUUAGCUGGGACCUGUAGAUCGGGUUGAGGAAACAAAGGAAGUUUUUUUCUUUUUUUUUUUUUUUUUUUUUUAAUUUUAAAAAAAACAUCUUUGCUGUCAGUCGCCGAGCAGCAAUGGGCCCUGGUUAGAAUCUUCUGGAAAGAACGAAGCUUUUAGUUUCGAGCACAACCAGAUUCUGUGCCGGGAGCAGCAACGCCGCCAAAAUAGCCGGCCCGAGCAGGAAGCGGCGCAGCUCGGACUCAGACCCCAGUGAAAGCGGCUCGGCCGGUGGCAGCGAGGUUAGAGGCAGCCGCCCCGUCAGCGGCAAGUGGUUGAAGAUGGCUAGCAGUAGCAGCUCUGCAUCGGGCCAGACGAACCGCAGGCGAGCGCAGAGAGGAGCUGAGGAGAGCAGCAGCAAAAAGAAGCAAAAAGAUCGAGCUAACCAAGAAAGCAGAGAGGCCAAGCGUGCUGCAACUGCGGCUAACCAAGAGACUAAGAAAGAUCUACUUCUAGACUGGAAGCAGAAUGCAGAUGAGGUGAUAGUCAGGCUGCGAUGUGGUGAGGGUGCACUGAAGGUGGAGAAUGUUGACACUGCCUUUUCAGAUACGGCCUGCCAAGUCCGCUUCCCAGAUGGGCGUGAGUGGAGCUGUCACCUACACGCUGAGAUAGAGAGCUCCUGCAGUAAAGUGCUGUAUAAGGAGAAAGGCAGCAUAUUGCAGCUUAUCAUGCAAAAGAAAGUCCCCUUCAAUGACUGGCCCACUCUUAUGAACAACAAAGAGAGCAACCCAUUGAACCUGUUGGGGGAGAGUGGAUGCAGUCAAAAGUCCUCAGCAGAGUGCUCUGAGAAAUCCAGCUUGAGCUCUGAAACGCUCAAAACGUCCAGCAGACUGGAAGAGCAGGCACCACAGACAGAUCCGAAACCUGAUCGUGGGGUAAAAAGGGGAAUGAAGAACAAACAGGCAGAGAACACUGAGAGUGCAAGAAUCAGAGUAUCUGAGAGUAAGACAGGCAGUAAAGGAGACCACACACCCAAGCCCACUGCCAAGAGAAAUGUCCGUCCUUCCAAAAGCACAAAGGAGCCCACUGUAGCAUCUAGCCCUGCACGAGAGCAUGAGCUCAAACCACUUGUCAAUGGCAAAGCUCAAACAAGCUGUGGAUCUGCCGCUGUCCCCUCUACUGCCCAAGAAGGCAAACCGGAAUCCCAGAUUAAAGCAUGCCAGGGAGCACAAAAAGAGAAAGGGAUUGAAAAGAAGACAGACAGACACACUCGGGCUGAUGCAGGUAAGAAUAAGAAUCAGGUAAUUGUUUGUGAGCCAAUUCUUGAGCCACAUGAGCCUUCUGCUCCUGGAGUAAUACCUCUGUCUCCCGGAGAAACCUGUAAAACUGAGGAGUCUAGCAGAGGAGGAACUGUCCCAGAGGACACAGAGAAAAACAAAGAGCAAGGGACAAACGAAGAUGCUGCACAGGGUCGAAGACAAACGGAAAUCCCAGCUCACCAUGUGGAAUCUGAAGAGAUUGUUCCAUCAGUUGACCCCAAGAGGCAAGAGUUUAAAAAUACAGAGGAGGAGAAAAGGGACAGAUCUAAAGAAGAACCAUGUGAGAAGAGUCUCGAGAAGGAUAGAGAGCCAAUGGUGAACCUGUCAUUUGUGAAGAAUGAUUCGUAUGAAAAAGGGACAGACCUGAUGGUUGUCAAUGUCUACUUGAAGGAAAUCUGUAAAGAGAUUUCCAGGGUGCUCUUCAGGGAACAAGACUUCACCCUCAUCUUCCAGACCAGCGAUGCUAAUUUUUUACGUAAACAUCCAGACUGUGGACCAAACACUGUCUUCAAGUGGCAAGUCAAACUCAGGAACCUGAUUCAGCCGGAACAGUGUAGUUUUUCCUUCACUCCGUCGCGUAUAGACAUCACCCUGAGGAAGAGACACAGUCAGCGAUGGGGGGGGCUGGAAGCCCAAGUUUCACAAGGUGCAGUGGGGGGCGCGAAGGUUGCUGUGCCCUCCGGGCCUUCCUCAAUAGAGAAGAGUCAGCCAGGGAGCAGCCAGCAUGCUCUGCCUGCCAAGGAGGAGCCACGGGCAGGGGAGGAGAAGCCUAAAUCCUCUCGGACACCAGAGGAUGGUACCUUAGAUGCCGUGGUUCCACAUUCUGUCUCUGAUCAUGUUCCUAUCAAACAAGAGACAGCAAUCACCACACCGAAACCCACCUGUAUGGUUCAACCGAUGACCCACGCUCCUCCUGCAGGCAGUGAGCGACCUGAGGAAGAGGAAGAGAAGAAGGUGUGUCUCCCUGGCUUCACGGGACUGGUCAACCUGGGAAACACAUGCUUUAUGAACAGCGUAAUCCAGUCUCUCUCUAACACACGUGAACUGAGAGACUAUUUCCAUGAUCGGGCAUUUGAGACAGAGAUCAACUGUAAUAACCCCCUGGGUACAGGUGGAAGGUUAGCCAUUGGGUUUGCAGUGCUGCUGCGGACGUUAUGGAAAGGCACUCAUCAUGCUUUUCAGCCUUCCAAAUUAAAGGCAAUAGUGGCCAGUAAGGCUAGUCAAUUUACAGGUUAUGCCCAACACGAUGCCCAAGAAUUCAUGGCAUUCCUCUUGGACGGGCUGCACGAGGACCUGAACCGUAUCCAAAACAAACCCUAUACAGAAACUGUGGAUUCAGAUGGCCGCCAGGAUGAGGUUGUUGCAGAAGAAGCAUGGCAAAGGCACAAAAUGAGAAAUGAUUCAUUUAUUGUUGAUCUGUUUCAAGGCCAGUACAAGUCUAAGCUUGUGUGCCCAAUGUGCUCCAAGGUUUCUAUAACCUUUGACCCCUUCCUAUACCUGCCUGUCCCUCUACCUCAGAAACAAAAGGUGCUCACUGUCUUCUAUUUUGCUAGGGAGCCUCACAAGAAACCAGUCAAGUUUUUGGUGAGUGUCAGUAAAGAGAAUUCAAGCACAGCAGAAGUGUUGGAGUCUAUUUCCCGGAGUGUGAGAGUCAAACCAGAGAACCUAAGAUUGGCAGAGGUGGUGAAAAAUCGUUUCCAUCGAAUUUUCCUACCUUCUCACACCCUUGAUACCGUUACAUCCACCGACAUGCUCUUCUGCUUUGAGGUGGUCUCCAAAGAGCUGACUAAAGAGAAAGUGGUGCUGUUUAGGGUCCAUCAGAGGCUUCAGGUUCCCAGUAUUCCUAUAGCCAAGUGUGCUGCCUGCCAGAAGCCUCCUCUGUCAGAUGAUGAGAAACUGAGGCGCUGUACACGAUGUUAUCGUGUGGGUUACUGCAACCAGGCUUGCCAGAAGAACCACUGGCCCAACCAUAAAUCUUUAUGCCGACCCAACUCUGAGAAUGUAGGCCUGCCAUUUUUGAUCAGUGUGCCUGAGUCGAGGUUGACCUACUCGCGCCUCACUCAGCUCCUUGAGGGAUAUUCCAGGUAUUCGGUGAACGUUUUCCGUCCUCCAUUCCAAUCUGGUCGGACUUCUCCUGAGGCUAGUCUGUCUCGUGCUGAUCACCUUCCAACAACCGGUUCAAUUGCUGAGGGACCUGGUAUGGAGGAGGAAGAUCUUCAUGCAGUUGAAGAAGGAGAUGCUCAGGAGCAGGGAAAUGUGUCUUCUGAAAUGGACGCAGCAGAAGCCUCUGCUCACUCAGCUGAAGACCUGAACUCACCGUCCACUCACACCACAGAUUCUGCCUUCUCUGAGCUACUGUCUAGCUCCCAGGAUCCUUUUGGAGAGAAAGAAACAUCUUGCGAAAAGGCUGUGAAACCAGAAGCUGCUGUCACUGGCUACCAACAGCCUUCAGAAUGUAGUUACAGAAGUGGUUUCCAAUUCUAUAUCUCGCUACAAGAUGCCAACAACAAGGAACUAAAACUUGAAGACAAAGGUGAUGGAGUUCUGGAGGUGCCUGAAGACUGCACAAUUGAGCUGGUGUGGAAAAAUAAUGAGCGGCUAAAAGAGUAUGUGCUGGUGCGCUCCAAAGAGCUGGAGUUCGACGAUGACCCAGGCUCUGCCAGUGAGACUGCCAGGGCAGGACACUUUACACUGGAGCAGUGUCUCAACCUCUUCACCAAGCCUGAGGUGCUAGCACCUGAGGAAGCAUGGUACUGUCCAAAAUGUCAGCAGCACAGGGAGGCUUCCAAGCAGCUUCUGCUUUGGCGUCUGCCGAAUGUUCUCAUCAUCCAGCUCAAACGAUUUUCCUUCCGAAGCUUCAUCUGGAGGGACAAAAUAAAUGACAUGGUGGACUUUCCUGUGAGGAACUUGGACUUGAGUAAGUUUUGUAUUGGCCAGAAGGAAGAUGUGCAGCAGCCCCCUAUUUAUGACCUAUAUGCUGUUAUAAACCACUAUGGUGGAAUGAUCGGAGGUCAUUACACAGCUUAUGCUCGUCUACCCAAUGACAAAAACAGUCAGCGCAGUGAUGUUGGCUGGCGUCUGUUUGAUGACAGCACCGUGACUACAGUGGAAGAGAGCCAGGUGGUGACUCGCUAUGCCUAUGUGUUGUUCUACCGACGUAGGAAUUCUCCUGUAGAACGACCUCCUCGCCUGCUCAACCCGUUGGGAGCCGAGUCUCCUGCUGGAGCUGGAGCAGCUGCCAGUCAGGCUUCUAGCCAGGCACUCUUUGGGACAGACCUGGACCCAGAAGGACCCCCUCAGUUGGGUGCAGAAGUGACGUCCGACCUCUUUGCCCGGUCUGCGGAAUGCUCUGGCUCGUCUUACACCUGCAUGGAAGAGGUGGACUAAACUCGCCCCUAAAGCUGUAGUAGUGACCACCAAACAGCACAGCAGCCCUUGACUCAGGGAGAUUUCUUCCUUGAAAGAGACUUCAGUGCUCAUCAUCUGAUCAAGCAGAGCAAAGGUGCUUCUGUUGCACAUGUGCAAUGUUUAAAAUGUUAGAAAUUAGCUAAAUGCGUAUGUCUCCCUACGCACAUGAAAAUAUGCUCAAAGUUUCAGUCAUUUGUUUAAGAACAGAUGUGCACUCAGAUGUUCACUAAUAGCAGGAUUGCAAGUGUUUGAUUACACAGUUGGGGUGGGGAGGGGGAGUGGUUUGGCACAGCCACAUUGUAUUCAUGUUCAUCCUCUUUAAAGGUAUUAAAUGACUUGUCACGGAUUUAAAAAAUGAAACACUUGUUAACCUGCAGUUUAGUUCCCACAUAUUUAAUUGUUAACCCAAUGGGCAGAUUUCAAUCUGGUUUUCAUAUUUACACCCAAUGUGGACUGGCUUGUUGGAGAGGUUUUCUUUGAAUUUUUCUGGAAUAUUGUUUGUCUAUUAUUUGUAAUAAUUUGUUUGGGUUAUGAACUCUAGCGUGCGCACACUUUUUUUAUGUACAACAUCCUGUGGAAAUGUCUGCAUUAAGUGCAAAAACCUAACUUACACUUGUGCAUGUUGAUAAACUAGUGUAAUGUUUGUCAUUUGUUUUUUCUUUUUUUUUUUUUCCAUCCCCUUAUGUUUGUAGACUGUAUAUUAAACAGAAGCUGAAGGUUUGAUCAUAAAAAUGCUGCUGUGAAUAAAGAUAUUAAAUGGCUAAUAUAAAUAAAACGUUGAAUAAGUUAACUAAAAUGCUAUGUUAGUUAUGUCAUAUUAAAACUUUAAGCAGUGGAUUUGAAAGAUUACCUUUACUGUAAAAUAACUGGAGUUGGACCAGUGUUUGGGGUAGGUCAGGAUAAAAAUUAUAAUUAUAAAUUAUAAAAAAAAAAAAUCACUUAAAUACAGAAACAGGACAUUUAGCUAGUCUAGCUAUAGUCUACCAGAGGAUUAAUCCUUCGAUUUGAAUUUAAUUUGAUUUUAUGAUUCGUUGCUUCAUUUUGAAGACACACCAUCUGUACAGUCACAGAAAAAUAAUAGUCAGGUUAAUAAUGGUAUAUAGCUAAACUGCUCUCAUUUUCUAGAUUUUUAAUGUGUUGAUGGGUUGAACAGUUUUAAGAACAGGUCCAUCAAGGCUGUCAGGGUUUGUGUUUUUGUUUUUUUUAUUUUCACAGGUUAGCGGUGGCUAGGAUGAACAUGUUGGCAUUACAUCACAAUAAGUGUUUUUAAUAAUUGAAAUGGAAAAGGGUUGUUUUCCACAAAAAUAUUUCAGCUUCUGUCUUGUCCUUUUGUUGAUUUUGGUUUAUGUACAUGAACUCACAACAAAUUCAUGUAAAUACAGAACAACCAUAAAACUUUACCUUGCCUUUUAUACUAAAAUGUAUUCCUGUAUAUGAUUUGCUGGACUCCUGAUUUUACAUGUUCGGGUCAAUCAAAAACAACAAAGACAAGUCAAUUUCUCAUCUGUUUAACUGUGCAACACUUUUGUACCUUUACAGUUUGUUCUUCACUCCAAAAAUAUUGAUUGGAUUAUGGCUAUUAAAUGAUUGUCUGUUGAA